AAUUUCUCAGUAUUAUAACGAACUCGUAACGACCCCGUUAUGUCUUCCUCGACAACGCCCACCGACGACGAGCUCAAAUCCUCACUAACCUCUCUCCGCACCUCCAACCCCUCCCUCGGCAUCCCCAAACUCCACGCUCUCCUCCUCUCGUCUAAUCCCUCCUGGACAGUCUCCGAAAAACGGACGCGUAAAAUCCUGCAAUCCGCAGGCUUGGUCAACGCACCGCCUCUCUCGAAAAAGGUAUCUUCGAAUGGGGAGGUGGGGGUGAAGUAUCCGGUCAGUAAGCUAGUGAAGGGGCUGGAUGUGAGUAAGUGGACGACGAAGGUGGAGGUGAAGGAGUUUGGGGCGAAGAAGGGGAAGGGGUUGGUUGCGAAAGAGGCAAUCAAGGAGGGAGAUGUGCUUUGGAAAGAGGACCCUUUCGUACUCGCGCCGGAGUGGGACAUCUACGACCUCCAACAAAAAUCCGCCGCCUGCGCCUUCUGCUCGACCCCUCUAACCGCAACCCCACUAAGCGUCUCCUGCCCCUCCUCCACCUCCUCCAUCCACUGUCCCGCCCGUUUCUGCUCCCGUCUCUGUCUCUCCCGCGGCACGAAACACACGCACCCUCUACUCUGCCCCGCACAGAACCCGGCGUCGGUCCCGCUGUUGGCGUUCGUGAAGAAGAAUAGGUGGAUGGGGCUGCAUGCGCUGGUGCAGGUUAUUGCGAGACUGCUGAUUGCGGCGCAGAGCGGCGAGGAAGGACAGAUGGAGAAGGAUUGGGAUGUUGUGAGUGCGUUGGCGGAGUUGAGUUUGGAGGAUAGGGCGAAGAGUGUUUGGUAUAAAGGCGCAGAACCCGACCGCCCCACAUGGACAAAAGCACACCAGCUCUGCGUCCAAGCCUUCCAAACGCCUUCGUCUCCUCAAGACCAAAAGAAGCUCGCGAAGAUUCUGAGGAAACCUUUGCCUGAACAUAUCGCGAAAGAAUUGUUCGAGUAUGGCGGGUUUUUGAGGGGUUUGGGAAAGAUGAAUCUGAACCUCGAAGCCCACGGCGGUCUUUACACCCUCCACUCCCACCUGAACCACUCUUGCGAUCCCAACCUCUCCAUCCGUCACCUCGACCCGCGCACCUCCCUCUCCCGCAUCACCGUCAUCGCGAAACGGGACAUAGAUGCUGGCGAGGAACUCACUGUCACCUACGUCGAUCCGGGGUUGAGGUUGAAGAGGAGGAGGGAGGAGUUGGGUGGGUGGGGGUUUGGGGUUUGUAAGUGUGCGAGGUGCGAGGAGGAGGAGAGGGAAAUAAAAGAAGGAAGGGGAGAGGAGGAGGGAGAAGGAGAGGGUGGGGAGGGGGUGCCAGAUGAUUUGGAGAAGGAGUUGAAGGCGGGGUUGGGGGUAAUGUAGUAUAAGAAGGGUGUAAGUAUGUUGGCAGGACAUGAAGAAAUUAAACUGUCAAUGAAUC
This is a messenger RNA of Stereum hirsutum FP-91666 SS1, 1435 nucleotides long. Its product is annotated as SET domain-containing protein. The transcript has 4 exons. Bases 40 to 1377 code for a protein of 445 amino acids. The record is from RefSeq and is a predicted model, not a curated record. Gene Ontology annotation, molecular function: protein binding. NCBI's taxonomy places the organism in Eukaryota, Fungi, Basidiomycota, Agaricomycetes, Russulales, Stereaceae.